AUGUCGGUUUAUAAGCUGUAUUACUUUAAUGUCCGUGGUAGAGGUGAAAUUUGCCGACUUGCAUUUGAAGCGGCGAAUAUUGAAUAUGAAGACAUUCGGUUAGAUGGCGAAGACUGGGUCAAGGAGAAGGAAUGUAAGUGAAAAAUUCUCGUGACCUCUGAUUUGACGGAUUUUUAUAUAUAUAUAUGUUAUUGUUAUUAUCGCUACAGUGUAUUUAAAAAAGUUUAGGUAAUUUAUUUGGUUCUGUAUUGUAAAAAGCUGGCCACGUACUCCGUAUCUCCAGUCCGAACCCAGCCUUACAUAAAAAAUCAGUACUUUUAUUGAUCGAAUUUAACAGUUCUUGUUGUCUGAAAGAUCGAGACAUUAUCAGUAGUAAGUAGUCCUUCUAUCAUCGCAAAAAUAUUGUAAUUCUGGGAGUAGUGAAAUGAAAAGCCAAAGAAGCUAUCGAGGGCCAGGCCGGGGGCCAGGCGACUGACUUACUAUGGUGAACUGAAAAGAAAAAUGUCUUGUAAAAUAAUGUCGCUUUCCCCCAAAGCUUUAUUACCAUUCUAGUACUUUACCAAAACCCUUUUAAAUUUAAAAAAAAUGUGUGAAUAAGUGAGCUGUACGAUCACACAAAACUGGUUCAAAGCGGUUAAGAGCACAGGGUACCCACUCAAGCUUCCAAAGUAAACGGGACAACCUCCUUACUACCUUUCCUAACGACCUAUGCGCCGUAGUCAACGGGAUCUCGGCAUUCAAAGACCAUUUCGUAAGGAAACUCCAUUAAAUUGCUUAAUCAAGCUUCUGAAAGCGACCCGGGCUUCGACUAGAAAUACGUAAAUCGCAGGACCUCGCGAACGACUUGGGGGAACGGCAAGUAAAGCCGAGAAGAAAAUUUGUGAAUAAAAAAUUGUGAGCUAUAUAUAGAAACAUAACAAAACUGUUAUACCUAAAAUGAAAACUAAACUAAAAGAAAAGAAGAAAAAGAAGAAAAGAAAAGAAGCGAAGAGAAAAAGGUACUGACCAGAUUCGAACUCGGAUUAAAUUCGUUUGUAGUCAUUUUACUCGUUUAAUUCUUUGUUCAAUUUUCUUUUUUGGUAAAACAGCUGGUAGACCUCCCCUUGGUCAAAUUCCAUUUAUUAUAACUCCUGAAGGAAAAAUCCUUGGACAAUCUAACGCAAUUGCGAAGUUCAUCUGCAAACAAGGAGGUAAGUCCUGGCCAACAUGCCAUCCCCUGGAGAACAUACAAUGAAGUCAUCAGAAAUUUUGUGAAAAGCAGAGUUUAUAAAUGUUUCCUUGCGUUUUUCUUGACCAUAUGCCAAGUAUUCGACAAUUUGUAAAUAAACAAUUAGGGCCUGUUUACAUGGAGGUGCGGAGCCCCAGAUAGGUGAGGUAACAUGUAGUGGGUCACCCCACCUAUCAUGUCAACGUGAUCAAAUUAAAAUGAGAGAUAAUAUGGACAGGCGGGUUACUCCAUCUAAGCGGGUUACCUCACCUACCUGGGGUCCCCCACCUCCAUGUAAACGGGCCCUUAGACAAUGACUCUAAUUGCUUCAAACAGCAGCGUGUGUGUGUGAAACAUGCGAUAUAUGCUUGGUUGUUGAGUUGAUUGUCAUUGACACAAAACUGUUUUUGUGAAGACUCCUAGGGUAUGUUUUCACUUAGGUCUAAGUCCAAGUGAUAGUUUUGACGAGGCCAUUGCCGACAUGAUAAGUGAUGGUGUUGAAGAUGUUGUUGCUAACAUCAUCGAGGCUUUCAUGGAAAAAGAUGAAGAUAAAAAGGUCAGUUUUUGAGUUAUGAAAAAUGUAAGGAGUUAUAUGUUAUUUCAUUUGUUUGAAGGUUCGUUUGUUCAACUGUUUAUUCUUUCACUCAUUCAAUCUACCCAUUAAACAUUCAUUCAAUGCAUUCAAUCCGAUUACAGAAAGGUCGUUUCAGAUGUUCUUUUUUUCUUUUGUGUAAUAGGUGAAGUUGCAGAAAGAUUUUUUUGAAAACAUUUUUCCUGCCAAACUCCGCAAUUUUGAGUCUCUUUUGAAAGAAAGAAAUGAAGGCAAAGGCUUUUUCCUGGGAGACGAGGUAAGUGUAAGAUGAACAUCCGUCUUUCAUAAAGAGGACUAGGGUCCUCGAGUUUGCUCAAGGUGACUCGAAACUUUUUAGCGGAGCUCCGGCGCGCGAAGCGCGCCAGCGGAGUACCAUGGGUAAGAAAAUUUGGUAAACCAUCCAUCCGAGAAAAUUUGGUUAUGACGUAGCGUACGCCCGCACACUCUUUGCGGGGGAGGGAAGGGAAUCAGGUGUCAGCCCGUCCAGGGGAGGAGUAUGUUAUAAAUCGCGCGAUGCAUUUGUGCAACCCGCUUUUUUCUUGGUGGGAAAUCGCGCAAGAAAUGGCGUGGCUGUCGUCGCGUUCAUUUUUCUCUUAAGUCACCCAGCCCUACCCUUAAACGUCAUAUGGAUCUCCCCAGUUCACCGAUUUGUGGAUUACAAGUUUAUUGUUUGAUUUAAAUUAUAAAUUAAUUACUAGAGCUACGCUUUUAGCCCUGGCUAAAUCUAUAUAUUAUUCGCGUGCGGUUGGUUACGUUUUGGACUCGCAAGCUCUAGCCAGAGAGAGAGGGGAGACGGGGAGGGGGGAGGUGCGGUUCAUGUAGGCUAAGACGGAUGGGGAGGGGGAGAGGGAAAGAAAAGCGAAAAGGGGACCCCGAUUCAGCCCUCCCUUGCACUUACCUUCAGACGCCUGCCACACACGCUGUACUUGUAAUAUUAUGAUAAUAAAUGUCUUGUCUUGUCUUGUCUUGAGCCAGCUCCAGCAAGAAAGAGUUCUCCGAUUUCUAUGAGUUUUGGUCAUCCUAGUAAAAUGAAGAACGGUGGAACUUACAAAAACUAUUAUUCAAUAACACUUUGACAAAAAAGUGAAAUCUUACCACAUAUUUCCCUAUUUUCACAAAAUAACCUUUUGUGCCCUCAAGCUUUGUAUUUGCAAUCGAGUUUGGAGGCGAUCAUGACCAUACAACUCGCUUCACAAAUUGCUGAGGUUUUCUUUCUUUAAAUGCCACGCUAACAUAAAAUUGAUAUAGCAUCUACGGAAAACUCUCACCAGUUCAGUUUUUGCAACGGAGGUUUCCUUUGUGAGGAGAAAUAAUGCCGCCAAUUCCAGUAUAUCUUACCAUCCACUUUAUAGCUGCAAUGAAAGCCUUGUGUUUGAUAAUAUAUAAUUUAAGAGAAUACAUUUCUGGUAACUAGCUUUCACACUCUCACAAGCUAUCUUUGUCAUCUCUAAAGGCAUUGUCGCAAAGUUAACAUGUGGAUAAAAUUGUAACAAUUAUUCACCGAAGUGGAGGUGGCUAGGCUACUAUUUACCGAACUGCGACUAGCCACCGACACUGAGGUGAAUAAUUAUUUUAGUAUAUACUAAAACAGUGAGAUAGUUGAGCACAAAAAUGAUGAUUUUUAACUCAAAUACUGUUGCCAACGAUUACAAUUUUGGCGCGUAAUGACCGGGCGGCCGCGGCCGCCGCUUUUUCUUGCCGACAAUUAAAACUUUUGAAGGCAUUUGUUUAGCUCUUGCGGGGAAGUUUCUUCAAAAGAAGUUGUGAAUUCUUUUUGUAUUUAAACUCAUUCUAUAAAAAAAGAUUAUUAAAUUUAGUUUUAAGCUUAUUUAUGAACAACUCAACUAAAUAAAGUAACGCAAGACUUAAACUUAAUUUGCAUUUGUAAACAAAAAACUUUUUCACCGGUUUUAUCGAUAAAUUCGUGUCAAAAAGACAAAGUUUUACCUGUUAAAACUUCCAAUCCGAACUUCGUCACCUUCUUCGUGUAUUUCGGAAACAGCUUGCUUGAUUAGUUGUGAAAUUUCUUUGUUUGUUUACGGCAGAAACCGGGAAGGCAUGUUGCUCGCAACUCACGCGAGUUUGGCGACGGUCGCUCGGAGGAACUGGAGGUGAAUCAGUGAAUAGUGCAGGAUAUUCACUGAUUGAGUAGCCAAUCAGAGCACGCGAAAAACACUAAACACUGUUUUAGUAGAUGCUAUUUAUUUACCCGUUAUUUACUACGAAAACAGAUUUUCAUAUUGUCAUUCUAAUUACCCUCAAGUGGAAGCGAGAUUAAAAAAUAACAUUAGUAAUUCCGAAAGUAACUUGAAUGCAUUAAUUUCUCUUCCUUUUCCCUCCCAGAUGACGUAUGCUGAUAUUACAUUCUUUAAUAUGUGUAACGCGUUUGCCGAGGGCAAGCCAAUUGUACCAAAGCAACUCAGUGAAUAUCCUCUCUUGGUUGAGCAUUACGAACGUGUUCUGAAUGUGCCGCAAAUAAAGGGCUGGAUUGAGAAACGACCGAAAACCGACCAUUAA
Messenger RNA from Porites lobata, 4316 nucleotides. The record is from the annotation of a GenBank genome assembly. NCBI's taxonomy places the organism in Eukaryota, Metazoa, Cnidaria, Anthozoa, Scleractinia, Poritidae.